Molecule: messenger RNA, 1368 nt
Organism: Nycticebus coucang (slow loris)
Lineage: Eukaryota; Metazoa; Chordata; Mammalia; Primates; Lorisidae
Gene: GJA3
Product: gap junction protein alpha 3
Exons: 1
Coding region: 1-1368 (455 amino acids)
Biological process (GO): cell communication; visual perception
Cellular component (GO): connexin complex; gap junction
Molecular function (GO): gap junction channel activity
Source: RefSeq, a predicted model, not a curated record
AUGGGCGACUGGAGCUUUCUAGGGCGACUUCUAGAGAACGCACAGGAGCACUCCACGGUCAUCGGCAAGGUCUGGCUCACCGUGCUGUUCAUCUUCCGCAUCUUGGUGCUGGGGGCCGCUGCCGAGGAGGUCUGGGGUGACGAGCAGUCGGACUUCACCUGCAACACCCAGCAACCCGGCUGCGAGAACGUGUGCUACGACAGGGCCUUCCCCAUCUCGCACAUCCGCUUCUGGGCGCUGCAGAUCAUCUUCGUGUCCACACCCACCCUCAUCUACCUGGGCCAUGUGCUGCACAUCGUGCGCAUGGAAGAGAAGAAGAAAGAGAGGGAGGAAGAGCUGCUGAAGAGAGACAGCCUGCAGCAGGGCGCAGCCAGCGCGAAGGACAAGCCCCCGGUGCGCGAUGACCGCGGCAAGGUGCGCAUCGCCGGCGCCCUGCUGCGCACCUAUGUCUUCAACAUCAUCUUCAAGACGCUGUUCGAAGUAGGCUUCAUCGCCGGCCAGUACUUCCUGUACGGCUUUGAGCUCAAGCCACUCUACCGCUGCGACCGCUGGCCCUGCCCUAACACAGUGGACUGCUUCAUCUCCAGGCCCACGGAGAAGACCAUCUUCAUCAUCUUCAUGCUCGUGGUGGCCUGUGCGUCCCUCCUGCUCAACAUGCUAGAGAUCUACCACCUGGGCUGGAAGAAGCUUAAGCAGGGGAUGACCACCCACCUGGGCGCUGACCCUGCGGAGGCCGGGGUGGUGGCAGCGGAGCCCCUUGCGCUGCCCACGGGCUCCAGCCCAGCCGCGGUCACCAUCGGGUUCCCGCCCUACUACACGCAGGCCCCAUCGUCUCUGGGACAGGCCCGGCCUACAGGCUACCCUGGGGCCCCGCCACCUCCUGCUGUGGACUUCAAAGUGGUAGCUCUAUCUGAGGCGCCAGAGAAGGGCCACCCAGCCAAACUCUACAACGGCCACCACCACCUGCUGAUACCCGAGCAUAACUGGGUCAACCAGGCGGCUGAGCAGCCGGCCCCUGUGCGCGCAGCCUCUCCCCUGGCGCCCACGCCCACGCCAGUGCCCACUCCCGCGGCGCCCACGCCCGUGCCCACACCGGUGGCGCCCAGCCUGGCAGGCAGCAGUCCCCAGCCGCUCCCGCCGGAGGGCGAGGGCGACGGCGAAGCGGAAGGCAGCGGCAGCAGCCUAGAGGACAGCGCCUUGGCCGUGACACACGAGGAGGAGGAGGAGCAGGCGGUGACCACCGCUGCCGAGAUGCACGUGCCGCCCUCGGAACCUGCUGACCCCGCAGAUCCCGCAGACCCUGCAGACCCCGGGCGGUCCAGCAAGGCCAGCAGUGGGCGAGCCAGACCCGAUGACCUGGCCAUCUAG